AUGGCUUUGCGCACAUCGGCCGACAACGCAGAGGACGUAGCAGCUGGCUUCCGUAUGCUGCGCGAUCCUCUGCCCGAACAUGCGACGGAGAUCACCAGUCUCAUUGCCGACCUCUACUCCAUCAGCACAUCCUUGACAAGCCUGGAUGACCUCACCAAGAAUCGUCAGUUUCGACGUAAUGUGGCCGUCGCCAAAGAAGACCUGGAUCUGGUACAGACCAGCUUGAAGUAUACACUCGAGGACAUUGUGGAUUUCUUCGGCGACAUUGAAGUGCAGAAAGGGUCGAACCGGGAGGUCUACAAACGGACAUGGCUUGGCCUUUCUUCUUUCUUCCAGAAGGAGUCUCACGAGCCGCUUCCCACCCGUCUGGCCAAGUACAAGACGUUUCUCCGGGAAUUGGAAGAUUUGAUCAAGGACAAAUUUCCCGACACCCCUCUUAUGAGCGGCCUCCGCAACAACCUCAAGGGGCUCUUGAUCCAGCAAGAAAACCGGCUUACUCCGCGAUUUGGCGGCCUCUCCCUGGGCACCCCGUCCUCUAGCACCACGAGUGGCGAGCCAGGAAGUCCAGUGAGUGAUCGACGACCCCGUAACCGUAGGUCGUACGAGCGAGCGAGGCCAUCCCAUCGCUCGCCUCAAUCGCCCCUCUCUCCUUCAUCGGGGACAUUUUCAGAUAUCCCUCCGUCUGCUCCUGAUGCGCCGGGAUCACCUAGUACCGGCUCUACGACCAAUACCAGCCAGUCUGCUGGCUCUAAUGCGAUGGUGAGCGACCAUUGGGCCAAGCGGGUGUUUCUGGAUGAGAUUACAGUGACCCCGAUUCCUUAUGUGGGCGAAAGUUCGAAAUGUCUUGGUGAUCAUUCUCCUGGGGUCAAGCGGUGGCUCAAAGAUGAAGGAUUCGAAGAACUCUUUCAAUUGUGGGCAUAUCCCAGGCCCUGCUAUACCGGAGAGACCGCGGCUAACCAUCACAGAGCUUUCACCGGCGACUCGGACCUUCGCGUGCAUUUCUACAUUCGAGAGGACGACCACCGAGCGCGGAUGUUGUGCAAGGCUCCUCACACCACACGACCGAGUGAAUACUUCUGCAUGCCUCUCAAUCUUCUGGAGAUCGUCCGGGUCGGUUCCUGUCUCAACCUGUGUCGGCGACGGCGCGGAGGGUACGAGCUGGUAUUGUGGGCCAACCUCAAGUUCAGCACCAUCGAGCAGAUGGUACUUUUCUUCUGCACAUUUCUAGCAUUGCGCUCCCAAGACGCCGGUCGCCCUGUGGAGAGCAUCCGUGACUACGAGCUCGAUAACGAAGAAGAGCUCUUUGGAGGGCAAAUCCUCGACGACAAUUACCUUCACGCUUUGCGCAUCUACCGGGACAAGGUAUCCGGAGCCGUGAGGCUGCAGGCAUCGGUCCACAAGGGGGAGAUGAAACGAGCCCCCGUGUGGACGGCCUUUAUCACCCAACACCUCGGGACGCGCGGCUGGAUCCGCCGUCCGGAUUCCAAGGUGGUUGUGCUGCGCGAGCUCCGUCAGACCAUCUUCAUGUUCUCCGCGGAUUAUACCCCGCAGAAGACGUCGAGGGGGGAGCAUAUAUUGCAGUUUACAAAUCGCGCUGAUGCCCAAGGUUUCGUAGAGACCAUCGCAGAGCUGGCGAAUACUCGCUAG
Messenger RNA from Aspergillus thermomutatus, 1647 nucleotides. RefSeq lists its product as uncharacterized. The record is from RefSeq and is a predicted model, not a curated record. The coding region runs from base 1 to 1647 and encodes 548 amino acids. The transcript has 7 exons. NCBI's taxonomy places the organism in Eukaryota, Fungi, Ascomycota, Eurotiomycetes, Eurotiales, Aspergillaceae.